This is a messenger RNA of Fusarium oxysporum Fo47, 1719 nucleotides long. RefSeq names its product FAD-binding oxidoreductase. The transcript has a single exon. Lineage: Eukaryota; Fungi; Ascomycota; Sordariomycetes; Hypocreales; Nectriaceae. Gene Ontology annotation, molecular function: oxidoreductase activity; FAD binding. The coding region runs from base 1 to 1719 and encodes 572 amino acids. The record is from RefSeq and is a predicted model, not a curated record.
AUGGUCCAAAUUCCGGGUUUUGAGGGGAUGCAAUACUCCCGCGAUGGCACUCAAGCUGAGAAACAGGACUACGCCUACUUCAACCAGCAAUAUGCAACCUCAACUUACCAGGUUGAUCACAAUAUGUACCCAGAUCUCAUCGUUCAGCCGAAAGGAGACGAAGACGUCAUCAAGGCUGUAAUUUGGGCCAGAGAGAACAAAGUCGCUAUUGCUGUUAAGAGUGGCGGUCACCAGUACAGUGGUGCGUCGUCUACCAGUGGCAAGAACAUUCAGAUGGACCUUAGCAACACGUACAAGGACUUGAUGGUUCUGAACCCCCAUGGCCCCAUUGACAAAGAUAGAGCCCUGGUGUACGUUGGCGUCAGCAAUCAACUCAAAGAGCUCAACACAUAUCUUAAGCACAACCAACUGUUUGUCCCCCACGGAGAUUGCGCUUACGUAUGUGUGGGUGGGCAUGGUCAAACUGGUGGCUAUGGCCAGCUUGGCCGUGGCUUUGGCCUUUUUGGCGACCACAUCAGAACCAUUCGUAUGGUCUGUCACGACGGUGUCAUUCGAGACAUCUCUAAAGAGAACGACUUCGAGUUUUUCUAUGCCAUACUCGGGGGCAGUCCAGGUAAUUUUGGCAUCAUCUCACACUAUACCGUCGAGGUGUAUCAAGCCAAGAGCUACAUGGGGACUAUUGCCGGCCCAAACGGAUUCAAGGGACCACAUGGCAUCAAAGGAUUCUGGAUCUACUCCCCCAAUGUCCUCAAAAAGCUGCUUACCGCCGUCGCACAAAUGGCCGACAAUGCCAAGGUCCCGCGAGGCUUUGACCUCACUGUUAACGUCCUCAGCACCGACUUUCCCAUCGCGAUGCUAUUUCCCUCAUUGAAUAAUGCUAGUCUUUGGGAACACAUUCAAAACAAGAUCAAGAACGCCCUUGCGGAUGAAUUUCUUGAGUGGCUCAAUGGUCGCUUCCCCGCCGUCAUCAUAGUUAAUGCGCAAUGGUGCCCUACCAGCAAGAAGGAUAAGUAUGACGAGAGUGUUGAUCAAUGGUUCAACAAGUUCCGGGUCCUCAAGAGUUUCUUCGAAAAUGAGACUCUCCUCAUCGACGAGUUCGAAGAGGAUAUGUCUCGAAUGACUGGAAGAUGGAUCCUCCCCAGGCGGCGAGAGUUUGAUCUCCCUUAUGUCAAGCGCACCUACUCUACCAACUCGAAGUCUCUCGAAAAGGACGGCUGGGUCGACUCGGUCAUUGAUCGCAUCGACUUGAUCUAUAACCCGCGCCAGUUACUCGAUAAUAACCCAGGGGAUAAGGAGUACGAGGUCUACACCCAUUGCAAGCUUGCAACGCAGAUCCAAUGCUAUGGAGGCGUCAAUUCGCACUUCUAUCUAAACAAAGAUAACGGCACUUCCUAUAGCUGGAGGGACACGUCGGUUGUCCAGACGCUGGACUGUUUUCAUGAACUGGGUGACAAGUAUAAAGAGUAUGCCGAAAAGUGGCAGGCCAAGAAUGACUCUGUUAUGGUUGGUCCCUCGAGCCCGUUUAGUAAGCAAGACAGACGUUUGCUCUGGGGCUCUUACGGCGACUGGGACUUGGGGAAGCAGGAGGUUUGGGAAUGUUAUUACGAGGAUACGGACAAGUACCAGAAACUGGGUAGAGCAAGGGGUAAAGCUGAUCCUAACGGUACCUUCACUGCAAACCUGUUUGCUGUUUCAGCUAUUGAAACAAAGGGCGCUUAA